UAGUCCACUCCUUUACCAAUGCAAUUGGCCAAAUGUUUUCUUUCUCUCCAACAUUGUUGUCUACCUUAUUGUACGUUGUCUCCUUCUCUCUCCCUUGUGGUCCUUCCUUUUUCUUCCUUAUAUUUCUCUCACCAUUCUCUCCAUUUUCAUAUCUCAUAUAUCAUAUCCAACAUUUCUCUUCUUUUUCUACUCCUUCUAAUUUCCACUAUAUAUUUAUAGCUUUCAUUAUAUAUAUAUGUUAUAUAUAGCAUUGUGCACAUUUCAAAACUAAAUAAAUUAAUAAUUGGAAUCACACUUUCACUUUGAAGAAUAUACAUUACACCAAUUAAGCAAGGUAUAGCAAACUUUAAUUAAGGUUAUGUCUAGCCGAAGGUCAAGGCAACAAUCAGGAGGGUCUACAAGGAUCUCUGAUGAUCAAAUCAUUGAUCUUGUUUGCAAAUUGCGUCAACUUGUUCCGGAGAUUCGCAAUAGACACCCUAACAAGGCACCAGCUUCUAAGGUACUACAAGAAACUUGCAACUAUAUUAGAAGCUUACAAAGAGAGGUUGAAGAUUUAAGUCUUCGAUUGUCUCAGUUGUUGGACACAAUUGAUGCUGAUAGUGCUGAAGCUUCUAUCAUUAGGAGCCUACUUAACCAAUGAAUUAUAUAUGACUGCAAUUUUCAAUAAUAAUUAAUUAUAUCUAUAUGUGACUCUUUUUAGAAGGCCAAAAAUAUAGUGUAGCACUUGUUCAAUUUAUUAAGGUUCUUAGUUCUUUAAUGUUGUAUUGAUUUUGGCUAGAUGUUUGAGAUCAAGGCUUGUAAAAGGCUCAUAUAUAUAAUAAUUUUUUUUAACUUAC
Messenger RNA from Cicer arietinum (chickpea), 836 nucleotides. RefSeq names its product transcription factor PRE6. Gene Ontology annotation, biological process: regulation of DNA-templated transcription; regulation of growth. The record is from RefSeq and is a predicted model, not a curated record. Gene Ontology annotation, molecular function: protein dimerization activity. NCBI's taxonomy places the organism in Eukaryota, Viridiplantae, Streptophyta, Magnoliopsida, Fabales, Fabaceae.